CAAUAUAAGCUAGGUUUUUAAUGCAGCGGAUAAGAAAUAAUAAAACAACUUCGUUGGGAAAGUGCCUGUAGUAAAGAAGGUUUUGACAUACAAAGUUUGUGUAUUUUGAAUAAACAUUGUAGAUUCAUUCAAUUAUUUCGGAAAUAACUUAAUUCUUUAUUGUGGUGGUUAAUGCCUUAACUUAUUUAACUCUCUAUUGCUGAGAUUCAUGAGUGGACAUGAGUAGUGUGGUGCCUCAGUUGAAAGUGAAACAAGUUUGCGUUGUUUUUUUUUUCCAAACGUCUUUGUUCAAGAUUUAUGGUUGAAAUUCACAAGGUGAAUGGUCAUUUCAAUAUACAAUUAGAGAUUUUCAGACAUGGAGGCGAAUCCAUGAAUGUUUUCUGGCACUUGUACCUGGUAUUCUCAUGGAGUUGUUAUAGCUACGUACAAUAACAAAUAGCAUUGUUUUAUUUUAAUUCCUAAGAAACCUUUUUCACCAAUGUUCUAAUUACUCACCUCAUAAUGUCUAAGCGACAUUUGACCUAUUUUUUCUCACCUCGGACACCUAAUGAAUUGUUGAUCAGAAUGAUUCUCAUACUGCUACCUGCUGUGGUACUCUACCUCACAGCUGGACUGAAUCCUCGCAGUGUUGGUCAUGUAAGUACCAGCAGAAAGUCAAACGAUGUGUUAUCAACGCAUCGAAAAUCUUACGCAAAUAUAAAUGCAACUAGGAAGGAAACCACAACUUUAAGUCUAGGAUUCUUCAAGAUUUAUUCUAAAACUGACAUCGCAAUCCCUUUAUCCCUAACCCUAACUAACGCUAACACACAAAUAACAACAUCAAGGAAAGUAACGCAAACAGCUAGCCAUGGAGGUGUCCAACUUGACGACAACAGAACACUUCCUGCCACAGUGGUGCUCAAUACAGCUGUCACGCCGUACGUGCCUCCGAAAAAUUUAGAAUUUUCCUACGACAGUCCUAUUAUAAGCACAUUUAAACUGCAGGCCGGAAAAGCAACCAAUGCAUCAGACAUGUCCAUAAAGUCAGCCUGUCCGUUUCCUAAGCUAGAACUCAACGAUCCGGCCAUCAUGCAGUUUUAUGUCAAGCACAGCAAGGUGGUGUGUGACUGGGAGGAGGACUGGGUGACACUUCGUCAGGGCGUAGUUCGUAUCACUGGGACAGCCUCGAAGAAAUACUCCAACAUCACGUGUGACCUCUACCCUCUAGUGAAAGAGAGUGACUUCAAAGUAGUAGAGGCUGAGCCUUUAAAGAAUGUGAAGAACGGGACAAGAAUCUUUCAUGAUUUCUACAAAGUAAGCUGCCUGGCCGACGGUGGUGCCAAAUAUCGUAACUGGCAUGCGGGUGUAAGACAAGAUGACCUCAUUCACAAACGUCAAGCUCGUAAAGCUACAAACGGCCUUAAUCUUGACGUCAUAAUAUUUGGCCUGGACUCUGUCUCGCGGUUAGCUUGGCUUCGACAUCUCCCGCUGACCAGAGAUUAUUUUGUAAAAGUUUUAAAUGGAAUAGAAAUGGAGGGUUACAAUAUUCUUGGUGACGGUACGCCCGCAGCCCUGACACCACUUCUAACAGGCUACAGAGAGGAUGAACUGCCUGAAGCAAGGAGAGGCUACCCUGGCGCCAAGCCUGUUGACGACUUCCCUUGGAUUUGGAAAGACUUCAAAGAGGCUGGUUACGUCACGGCCUGGGGGGAAGAUACAGCUCACCUUGGGACAUUUCAGUUUAGAUUAUUAGGUUUUACUAAUCAACCCACGGAUCACUAUUAUCGUGAUUUCCCCCUGGCUACAGAGCCCUACUACUAUGGUCACUUUCCCAAGUUUUGUGUCGGUUCCAAGCCUCGCCACACAAUCUUUCUGGACUACUUCAAAGACCUGCUCCAUGUCUAUCAGGACAAGAGAAAGUGGCUGUUUUUCUUUCACUCGGAGAUGUCGCAUCAGGAUAACAACUACUUAACUCAAAAUAUAAAAAAAAAACGUUUCAUACAGUUGGACGAGGACAUUUUACAGUUUUUUCAAGAUAUACACAAGGGAAAGCACUUAGACAACGCAAUUUUAAUAAUGCUUGCCGACCACGGGGCCAGAUUUAGCAAAGUGAGGGCCACUGCGCAAGGUAAACAAGAAGAGAGAUUACCUUAUCUAGGAAUAAGGUUUCCAGAAUGGUUUGCUACAAAAUUUCCAGACAUCAUAUCAAAUGUAAGAAAUAACAUUCAAAAGCUAACCACCCCAUUCGAUGUUCAUGAGACUCUGCAUGAAAUACUCAACUUUACAGGGACAGAAAAAGCCAAUAUCACUAAGAGGGGUGUCAGCUUGCUUAAACUUAUACCAGAUGAAAGAAAUUGUGAUUGGGCUCAAAUAGAUCCUCACUGGUGUGCAUGCCUGGAGUGGACCAAGGUCAGUCUGGACAGCCGAAUUGUCAAAAAGGUCAUCAGAAAAAUCGUCCACACUUUCAACAAUUACACCAAACCUUUUCGAAAAGAUUGCGCGGUCCUUAAACUUCAGAACAUCACGUCUGCUGUGAAGAUGAAGGUGAAGGACGCAGUGUUAAAGUUCAGAGAUACAAGCGAUGGAGGCCGAGGUCGUUUCGGUAAAAUGGACGACACCACGGAACUAUCACAAGUGCUCUAUCAGGUUGUUCUUACAACCAAACCUGGUGAUGGAGUGUUUGAAGUGACAGUAACACAUCAUUUGAAAGAGAACAAAAUGGAGGUGAACAAGAAAGACAUCAGUAGAACCAACAAAUACGGAAAUGCCAGUCACUGUGUGGUCAACAAGGAACCUUUUCUUAGACCCUAUUGUUAUUGUAAGGAUUUGAUAAAGUCGUAGUUGGAGUCGAUGAUAAAUGUUAUAAUUUUCCCAUAAAAUAUAAAAUAGUAUGAUUAAUAUUUA
This is a messenger RNA of Biomphalaria glabrata, 2883 nucleotides long. RefSeq lists its product as uncharacterized. The record is from RefSeq and is a predicted model, not a curated record. Lineage: Eukaryota; Metazoa; Mollusca; Gastropoda; Planorbidae. Bases 502 to 2820 code for a protein of 772 amino acids. The transcript has 9 exons.